AUGCAAAUCUCCCUGCCGGAGACAGAGAUCGAAUCGGAGUAUCCCGACUUCCCGGCGUACCCACCAGAGGCCGUGGAGGUUCGAAACACGUUCAUCCAUGUUGCGAGCCCAGCCGUCGAGGACGCCGACCGCCGUCCCGUGCUGUCCUGCCCGGCCAGCCACAUCGGAUGGCUUCACGACAUCUUUGAAGAGGAUGCGCCGCUGCCACCGACGAAGAAGGAGACCCCGCGGGCAGCGGCCUCUAGCCUCCGACCCGUCAUCUGCUUAGAAGACGCUCUCGUGGACUGCGGCCCAGUGGAGCAUCCGUAUCCACCAGGCCCAGUGCGCCUUGAGCUCAAUCAGUGGGGCACCCACUCGCAAGUGCCCAUGCCACUUGAGAGGUCGGAGCUUCCAGUUUCCAACUUGUCCAGAGUUCCAGCCGUCCCUGUGCUGCCAGCUCCCCUCGAGCCCGCCCCUGGGUCUCCGGAGCUGCCGAGCAUCGGAUCCAAGGGGCACCACCGUGGGGACUGCCGGCCAUGCGGCUUCCUCUAUGCCAAGGGCUGUAUCAACGGGGCCAUGUGCACCUUCUGUCAUCUGUGUGACCGUGGGGCAAAGAAGCGUCGCCAGAAAGCCAAGAAGGCCGCAUUGAAAGGUGGCGCUUGA
Messenger RNA from Symbiodinium sp. CCMP2456, 642 nucleotides. Lineage: Eukaryota; Dinophyceae; Suessiales; Symbiodiniaceae. The record is from the annotation of a GenBank genome assembly.